AUGACGUCGGCGAAAGAUAGUUGGCACCCGGCCGACCAGCGGGAGCAACCUCCACCACCCGGUCACCUCCCGCCCAGCCAGUCUCAGUCUGGCCGACAGUCCCCAAGUGGGAUACAUCGUUACCAGCCGCCUCCUUCUCAAGGAAAUUUCUACCAAGCACCUCCACCCACAUCACAAGCUGGACCACAGGCUGCACCACAAUCGCAGUUACCACACCUACCAGGUCUCUCGUCGGGACAACCUCCGUACCCUCUCCCGUCGCUACAAGGGGGCCCUCAGGGCCCUCCUCAUCCACACAUACUUGACCGGCCACACGAAACAAGGCCCCCCCACUCACAGAUUCCGCAGCUUGCGAGUCCUCCUAUUGGGAUAGGGCAGCAACAGCAAUCGGGCCCAGGCCAUCUAUACCCUGCAUCACACCCUCCGAAUCCUCAACAGCAGCCUCCUGCUCAACCUCAGGAUCGUCUGGGACCUAUCACACCGGCUAAUAAUGCCCAACCACUCCCUGCAAUAGCUUCACACCCGCUUCAGGCUUUAGCUCAACUCCCUCAGCAAGGUGGACCUCAGCCACCUCAACCUCACCAAGAAGCUGUUGCGACAAUAGUCAAUGCCCAACCUGCCGGCCUCGUGAAUAUACCCAUUGGUGCACAAGCGUCGAUGCCCCCUUCGUACCGUCCGCUUAACGUUAAAGACGCUUUGUCCUACUUGGAUCAGGUGAAGGUUCAAUUCGCUGAGCACCCCAAUGUUUACAACCAGUUCCUGGACAUCAUGAAAGACUUUAAGAGCCAAGCUAUUGAUACCCCGGGUGUUAUCGAACGCGUUUCGACCCUUUUCGCCGGAAAUCCAAAUCUAAUCCAGGGGUUCAAUACGUUUCUACCCCCGGGAUACCGGAUUGAGUGCUCUAGCGACCCCUCGGAUCCCCAUUCGAUUCGUGUAACUACGCCCCAAGGGACAACAACCGCAACUUCAGGGUUGCCUCCAAAUCUCCACCUUCAGGGGGUAGUCCCCCCUGCUGGACAGGUAAACGGGGGGUGGAGGCAACAGGAUGCAUGGGGAGAACCGGCUGGCGCUAGGUUCAGGUUCAGCGGAGACGAGCCUGGGCCCUCCGAGAGACCGCCGCCGGGCGAACCAAUGCGCGCGGGACAGGUCCAAGGCCGUCCGGGCCAUCCCAUGGCCAAUCAGCCCGCACAUCUUCAGCAGCCUCAGCCGCUCCAGGCCAAUUCUGGGCAGCCUUCGGGCAUAGACACGGUCAACCAGCUUCAAAAUGCUGUAGCUGCGGCUAAUGGAACCGGUCCUUUGUCUGGGGGCCAAAUGAGGCAAGCACCCCCCAAUGGCCCGUUGGGGCAGCCGGUGGCGAACGGCCCGCUCACCCCAGGCGCUGAUGUAAAGCGUGGCCCUGUGGAAUUUAACCAUGCUAUUAGCUACGUUAACAAAAUCAAGACACGGUUUUCGUCGCAACCAGAGAUUUAUAAAAAUUUCCUGGAGAUAUUGCAGACAUACCAACGUGAAAGCAAGCCUAUUCAAGAGGUGUAUAGUCAAGUGACACAGUUAUUUAACGCUGCACCGGAUUUGCUGGAAGAUUUCAAGCAGUUUUUACCAGAGAGUGCUGCCCAGGCAAGGCAGAAGCCUGAUGACCACCCGAGGGAAAUGAACGGAAUGGGUGGCCCUGGUGGACGGGGGCCUCCUCCGCAAGGCCAUUUCGCUCCUCCUUUGGCUGCUCCCAAAGACACCGGAAAGAGGAAGCGUCCAGCCCAACCUGUUCUGUCGAAUUCUCGUGAUUCAGGAAUAGCUCCUCUGCCGAAUAACCCACUUCACGACUUGAAUGUUGGGCCGAGCCCGGGUCCUCGGGGAGCUGCAGCUAAUAAGCGUCCUAAGAUUAUGCAUAAAGCAGCGGAAGCCCCCGUCUCCCCUACCCUCAUCCCUGCACCACCGACACCUCUUCUUCCGGCAGACCCAGUUGGAGCCACAGGUGAAGAGAUUGCUUUCUUCGAUAGAGUCAGAAAGUACAUCGGAAACAAGCAGACUUACAAUGAGUUCCUGAAGCUGUUGAACCUUUUCAGCCAAGAUCUCAUGGACAAGUCGUUGCUUAUAGUCACGCUGGAAACGUUCCUAGGUAGCAACCCGGAACUUUUUAACUGGAUUAAGCGCUUUCUCGGUAUUCAGGAUAAGGCCGAGGACAGCGUGCAGAAUGCCUUAAAGAAGAGCCAAAAGGUUCGGCUUAACGUUUGCCGUGCUCUAGGUCCUAGUUAUCGCCUAUUGCCAAAGCUCGAAGCCACAAAGCCAUGCAGUGGCCGUGAUGAUAUGUGCCGUGAAGUGUUGAACGAUGAAUGGGCUUCACACCCAACUUGGGCUAGUGAAGACUCGGGCUUCGUCGGUCACAAGAAGAACCAGUAUGAGGAAAUGCUCCAUCGCGUUGAAGAAGAGAGACACGACUAUGAUUUCCACAUUGAGGCGAACUUGCGAACGAUUCAGCUUCUAGAGCCUAUUAACCAGAGGAUUGCCACGAUGACUAAUGAGGAGAAGGCAAAUUUCCGAUUGAGUCCUGGUCUCGGAGGUCAGAGUCGAACUAUUUACCAACGCUGUAUCAAGAAAGUUUAUAGAGACGACGGCCUUGAAACAAUCAAACAGCUACACGAACAACCUGCUUACGCCGUGCCUAUUAUUCUUAGGCGACUAAAACAAAAGGAUGAAGAAUGGCGUUUUGCGCAGCGUGAGUGGAACAGGGUUUGGCGUGAGCAAACGGGGAAGAUCUUUUAUAAGAGCCUUGACCACCAAGGAAACACCUUCAAGCAAAAUGACAAGAGGAACACAACCAACCGGCAUUUUAACGCCGAAAUCGAUGCCCUCUACAAGGUUGCAGAUGCUUCAAAUACCGACAAAUCCUAUCAUCUGAAGUUUAGUUUUCCAGAUCUAGACGUUUUGUUGGACAUUUGCCGUCUGUUGUCUACUCAAUUAGAAAAAGAUGGCGCUUAUUCUUACUCCGAGCGCCAAAAGAUCUCACAGUUUAUCAGGAAUUUUAUCCCCACAUUCUUUGGAAUCAACAAGGACGACGUGGAGAGUGCGAUAGGUAGCUUCUCGCGAAAGUCUCCAGAUGAAGACGUAGAUAUGGACCACGCCGAUUCAUCUUCAGGAAGACGCAAGAACAAAGAGUCGAAUCUCCUCCAAGAUGUCCUCAAGCGAUCUCGUGGGGGUAAAACCCACAAAGCAGAUGGCACUGGCAGUCGCGGGUCCACCCCUGAACUUUCGAAUGAGGAUGACCUUAUGGAGGUUGACGGCCUUGAUUCGGAACCAGUCCCACCGAACGCCCCUGCCACUUGGAUAAACCCUACUGGCCCAUCUCGUCCCUCCAAUGGGAUCGAAGCCUUGAAUACUGCACCGGGCACAGACGCCCGGGACGUUGUUGUCUCCGAACUAAAAGAGCGAAAUGUGUACAACUUAUUUGCUAAUGGUAGCAUUUACUGCUUUAUGAGGCUGCUUCAGUCUGUAUACCAGCGGCUGUUGGACGUCAAAAGCUGUGAGGAGGUCGCUAAAGUGACGCUGAGUCGUCGAAAAAACAACACGACUGCUCGCAAGCUUGGAUUGAUCCCUCAGGCACAUGACGAAUUCUUUACAGUUGCGGAUGACGCCAACUAUUACCAACAAGUGUUAGAACAUGCUGAGAGGCUCAUUCUUGGAAAUAUCGAUUCUAAUGUAUUCGAAGACGGAAUGCGCUCAGUUUACAUCCAGAAGGGUUGGCAGCUCUACACAAUAGACAAACAUAUUGCCACUCUCAACAAGACAAUUCAAACAUUUGUCGGUGAUGGUGGUAAAGAGAAUAGUAACGAGAUCCUAAAGCUCUUCGACAGAGAUAGAGCUGAAGAGAAGACAAAUUUCCAACUCCAAAUGUCAUAUCGACGGGAUGUUGAACUCUUCAUAGGGCGUGAGGAGCCAACAUAUCGAAUUGAAUGGAACACCGAGACAAAGGAGAUGGCCAUUCAAUUGCUCUUCAGAGUUGACCCGACACAUACGGCCAAGUUAACAAAAGAUGAAAAAUGGUCUUACUACGUGGACUCGUACAUAAUGGCACAGCCCACCGAAGGCGUCGACGUCCCAAAGAAACCACCAUUCCUGCCCCGUAAUCUUCCCGCACCAGAGGCGAUUGACUCCUUUAGCUCGAGAGACUGCGAACUCAGCGGUUCGUAUAGCUAUAAGAAGCCGAUUAUCCAAGAAGGGUUGGAGCUGAAGAUCUGCGUAAAUACGUAUAAGUUGUAUUUCACGCCUGGUACCACCGAUGUUAUGAUCAUGAGUGGAGAAUCUAGACAAAGAUCUUUGGAUGCAGAGAAGAGAGGUACAUCGAAGCGAAAACGAGUCUUUGAGUCAGAGUAUGUUAAUAGCAGGAAAAAACUGAAGGAUGCACUGCCAGAAGAUGUAGUAUUGGGAUUUGAUGAAAGAGAGGGCUUAUGGAAGCCUUAG
Orbilia oligospora ATCC 24927 is the source of this 4452-nucleotide messenger RNA. RefSeq lists its product as uncharacterized. The record is from RefSeq and is a predicted model, not a curated record. Gene Ontology annotation, cellular component: Sin3-type complex; chromatin. The coding region runs from base 1 to 4452 and encodes 1483 amino acids. Gene Ontology annotation, biological process: negative regulation of transcription by RNA polymerase II. Gene Ontology annotation, molecular function: transcription corepressor activity. The transcript is spliced from 10 exons. NCBI's taxonomy places the organism in Eukaryota, Fungi, Ascomycota, Orbiliomycetes, Orbiliales, Orbiliaceae.